AGAGCAGAUUGCACCCCACACCACGUCAGAUGGCGUUCCGGCUGGUCACCCGUGAGUGCCCUAAUGCUGGUUGUCACAUGCCAACCUUCCAUAUCUCACAUUGAAUCUACUCUUUCAUGAUUUCAGGUUUCUUGUUGCCUGCGCUUGUUUUCCUCGGAUUGGCAGCGACGGCUAUCAAUUUCCUCUUUCUGAAAGGCGUGACCCAGAGUCAAGUCAAGGAAAAAUUGGCUAUCAUCUGUGCUUCCCCUCUCGAGGUCUCGUCCAGCCCUCUUCGCUUGGCGUACACAGGGAACGAUGAAGUCGACAAGACUAUGUGUACUGUAUGCUCGUUCUUCCAUGCGCUUAUGGGACCCUCCUACCUCCCUCUUCUCGCUGAAACUCUGGCCGGAUUUAGUGCCUCGCUUGCAUUUAUCUUUGCUGAAGCCGCUCGUGAUCAGCGCCCGUUCUUCAUCGCCAUGCCAGUUGUGUUUGGGGUGCUAAUGCAAAUCCUGAGCUUUGGAUUUAUAAUGCCCCUGUAUUCCUUGCUCUUCAUCACAGCUGGCACGCGGGUCAAAUCUGGAACAUUAGGCGUUAAAAUCAACCAGGCGAACGCAGAAGCCCUCUUGUUUGCCCUACUCGUGGGAUUCGUCAUUCCGACAGUAUCCAUGUUCCUGUUUGAAGAUGCUACCGUCACUGCCAUCUGGCAGUUUUUCCCAAUCAUCAUGGGGAUCUUGGGGUUCGCCCAUCGUCUCAUACGCUCUCCAUCGCGGCAUAUCGAGUCCGGCUACUCCACUGUGCUGGCCAUGUAUGCUCUCGUCUUCGUAGCUUCGGCUGCAGUUCACAUCCGUUAUGUCUGGCCCCUUUUCACCGAAAUUGAUGCCUUGCAACAUCUAUUUCUGCCAUAUGUGGGGUCAGAUGAUCCGGCUUUGGCCCCAGCGGUUGAAAACAUUGCGGAAUUUUUCAAGUGGGAUUUCCUACUUGGAGUGGCGUCCACUUUUGUGCUGCUUCUAUCGUUUGCCGAAAGUCUCUUCCAAUGCAUUGUUAUCAUGGUCUGGUGUAUUGCGACUACUGUUGUGCUUGGGCCCGGCGCCGCGAUAUCCAGCGUAUUGAUGUGGAGGGAGGAAAAGCUUAACAAGCCUGUUAAGACCCCGAGGGAGAAGGUACAGUAGGCAAUGCAGGGCGUUCGCAAUUUUUUCUGUACACAUAGGCGCUACGUAUUCAUCUCGAUCGUUUAGCGUAGAAGUACACAAACAGUAACUGCGAUCAUGUAUGUGAAGUGAAGUUAACGAAUAUACUAUACGUGGAAGAAUACUGCAUCCGCAAGAAUGCUACGUCAUCGUUUGCCUUUCCCAUUAGCCUUGGACUUCGCCGCGGACUUCUUUUUGGGUCUCUCGUCGUCAUCGGAAACAUCAGAGCCUCGACGAGUCUUCGCUUCAGCAGCUCGCUUG
Pisolithus orientalis is the source of this 1427-nucleotide messenger RNA. RefSeq lists its product as uncharacterized. The transcript has a single exon. NCBI's taxonomy places the organism in Eukaryota, Fungi, Basidiomycota, Agaricomycetes, Boletales, Pisolithaceae. The record is from RefSeq and is a predicted model, not a curated record. The coding region runs from base 117 to 1148 and encodes 343 amino acids.